Molecule: messenger RNA, 2112 nt
Organism: Vanessa atalanta (red admiral)
Lineage: Eukaryota; Metazoa; Arthropoda; Insecta; Lepidoptera; Nymphalidae
Product: solute carrier organic anion transporter family member 1A6-like
Exons: 12
Coding region: 1-1695 (564 amino acids)
Biological process (GO): transmembrane transport; sodium-independent organic anion transport
Cellular component (GO): membrane
Molecular function (GO): protein binding
Source: RefSeq, a predicted model, not a curated record
AUGAUGUUAAUCACAAAAGGAUGGUUCCUCCUGCGCAAGUAUAUCCUGACAAUUCCGCGUUUCGACCUGUUCCUGCAAGGGGCGCUACUAAUCGUAGUGUUUCUGGAGAGCAAUGUCUACCUCCUUCUGAGGAGAAAUGCGGGUACCGGGUACCUGUCCUCAAUAAAUGAAGAUUGGGUUAAAUUGGGAGUUGGUGGUGCCGAGUUUUUUUUGGGUGCAAUGGUGGCGUGGUAUGGGCGAGGCAUGAGACACUUUACGCUGUCGGCUUGGCUUGGAGCCACAGCCAUUUCCGGACUGAUAGUUUUAGCCUUCCCUUAUCCUGAAUCUGGGCGACCUUCGGUAGAACUUUGCGGAGGUGGUGUGAUCUCCGCAUACUCCGAACAUCACCUGAAAAAUCAAUCCCCUGAAGAUAGCUUUCUGGUUCCAAGGACCGUGGUCCUCAUUAUCACAGCAGUUCUUUGUGCACUCACAAAGAUCAGCGUGUGGGCGCACGGGAUCACGUAUUUGGAUGACCACGAACCGGAGAGUGGACCAUAUUUUUAUGGUAUUCUAAUAUCAAUUCGCCUGUCACUCGGUCUGAGUGGUCAGAAUUGGUUGAGGAGUGGUUCAGUGAGAGAGGAUUGGUGGGAGGCACAUGUGUCCCUCUCGAUGCUGACUCUCAUGUUCUGUAUCCUGUUCACUCUCUUCCCGAGGAAAAUGGAGGGGUACAAGGAGUUCGAACCAAUUGAAUACAACUGUAUACUAAAACCGAUUGGUCGCAUGCUUCGCAAUAAACCGUUGAUGCUGCAGACGGUGGCGCUGUCGCUUCUCAACACGGCACUCUUCGGUUACGUCAACUUCGACACUGCCACUAUACAGUCGAAGUUCCACGUAGAAACUCUGCGUCAAGAUCCGCGCACGGCGCGCACUAUAAUGGACAUCUUCCGUUCUCUAGUUAUCAUUUUCUUCGUCUCGAUAUUUCGUAUGCGGUUUUCCGGGCGCCGCAGUGAUGGUGUUAAAUCAAACACUGCCUCUAAAGUUGGUGGUAUUACCUGUGUUUUGGUGACUGCCUUCUUCGCUGUACUCGCUGGCCUCAGCUGCGGCACCGGGGACAUCGCUGGCUUCAACGGGGAGUACUUGCAGCCAGGCUGCAGUGUUGGAUGCGAAUGUAAAUCGGAGACUUACGGGUUCAGCCCGGUGUGUAUAUUAAAUACUUCGACGACGUACUUCUCUCCGUGCCACGCGGGAUGCAGGGAAUAUGAAGACCUUAAUGGAUUUUUAUUGUUCGACAAUUGCGCUUGCGGCCCACAAAGAGCGGUUCGCGGAAGCUGCACCUUACCUUCGUGCUGGCUCGUCUACAACAUCUAUCUGGUCUUCUUCACGCUAGUGCUCGCUGCAACGGCGGCGUCGUUCCUCAUGCAAGGCAUGGCGAUUCUCCGCGCCGUGCCGCGCCGCGACAAGCCCAUCGCCAUCGGAGUCAGCUUCGCCAUAGUCGGCGCCUUGUCGCAUGUGCUUGGACAUUUUCUGUACAUGGUGAUCGGCUACCUGACGUGUACCUACGAAAGAGAUAGCAUAUGUCUGUUCCAUGACUUUUCAAUCUGGUCCGUCGGAGCGGUUAGUGCUGUACUCGCAAUAACCUCGGGUAUCGUCAGCAUAGUUGCCAGUAGAUAUCGACCAACUCCUGAACUUCUCAUCACUAGUCAUGAAUAUAGCUGAUAGUUAUUUAGUACAUAAAAUAUUAGUAUUAGCAGAAUAGGUUACUGUAGCACGGGUGUACUGACUGACAGAAGGAUUGUUUAUGAUAAAGCUACAGCCACACCUGUGUAAUCAAGUCGGGUAAGUUUAUCCUAGUUAACAACUUCAUUCUUCUACAUAUUUGAAUGAAUUGGGGAUCGUUAGAAUCCUUGCAUCAUCCUGAGUGAUAUUUAGGAAAAUCGUGUUUUUGUUAAUUAUUAUCAUAUUAAUAAAAUGUUUUAUUUAAAAAGUUCUACUACUCGCACAGGAAUGGUUGUAGGUUAAAAAGAGAUUCUGUGUCAUAUUUAUAUUGUUUAAAUAGAUCAUUUCAAUUAUUGAGAUGUUUAUAACGUUAAUAUCGUCUUUGUAAUACUCUUAUAGUACGGGAGGCAGGAUUAA